Messenger RNA from Bursaphelenchus okinawaensis, 6671 nucleotides. The record is from the annotation of a GenBank genome assembly. NCBI's taxonomy places the organism in Eukaryota, Metazoa, Nematoda, Chromadorea, Rhabditida, Aphelenchoididae.
AUGGGCCAAAACGCCCUAUGGCCACUAUUGCUGGUCUGCAUUCAAUACAGUUGGGCAGCUCAAAGGAUAUCCCAGGAACCGGUAAAUACGACAGUGAAUUUGGGUGGAACUGCAUUACUACGAUGUCAAGUGGAAGAUCAAGUAAGUUACUGAGUAGAUUUUGUACAUUUAUACUGAGGGUUUUUGUUUACAACUAAAAAUUUUCAUAAAAUCGUGAUUUUUUGGGAAAAUUUUAAGAAAAAGUCUGUUUUUGAACAAUUUCUGUGGGUUUUUUGGGAUGGAAAAGUUGAUUGAAUGUAAAAUACGUGAACGGCCCUUAUGCAGUUUAACUUUAAAGUUUUGAUUAAUUAAAACUUUUUAAAACUUUAGUUUUUUUCCAAAGUAUUGCGAUAAGUCCUAGAAAUUAAGCGAAAGAACCAAAAAAACCUAAGGAAAUCAACUUUAAAUGUGGCAAACAGUAACUCAAAAGCUUCUCCAUUCUUUUGUCUACUAUUUGAACACAAAUUCGAUUGGUAUUCAACCCGAAAAUUAAUGUUAUUUACACACUUUUCCUCACUUCCGACGAUUAAAUCGCAAAAAAGUCGGCGUUUGGCGGCGUUUUAUGCAAAUUACACAGUUGAAAAAUAGCUAAAAGCAAAGAAUUCGGCUUGGCUUUAAUCUUCAGGAUGCGAUUUGUUGUUAAUGACGUCAAAAAAGUUUCAAAUUUUGGGUUUGAAACCAUAAAAUCUUUAAAAUUUCGGAAAAUUUUUGGAAAUAUUAAAUUUUUUGAAGUAAGUAAGUUACCAACAUAAAAGUACUAAAAUGGGUCGAUAGACAUUGCAAGUGUAAAAUACAGUUCAAGUUUUUGAUUUUAGAGUUUUUCGAAAUUUUAAAAUUGCGAAAAAUGACAUUAUAUUGUAGUAGGUGCUGUAAGCCUGUAUUUUUUGUGUAAACAAUGUGUAACAAACAGUUAUUAAUGUCAGCUUGGGUUAAAAAGUUCCAUCUGGUGCGAGAUUGAUCUGUAAUUUCCGUAAAAGGACAUUGUUACGCAAUCGGCCUAUAAAAUACGAAAACAAAUGGCGCCGAUCAUUUCCUUCCCCCUCUGUCAAAUAUAAACAAUCCGUCAUCUUUUGGUAAUGCUUAUUAAGAUGUGCCGCUGUAAAAACAUCAGCUGGGAUAAUUAGGUUAAAGAAUGGCAUUUUAGGCUUAAAAGUGAUAUUUUGUUAUGAUCUUUUAACUAUUAAUAGUAAUAGUAAGCCUAAUAAUGAUGCGUAGGCUUACAGUUAUUUUUUUAUGCUUAAAAAUGACAAUUUAGGCUUAGAGAAUGAGUUUUAGGCUUACUAGUGAAUUGUUAGGCUUACACUUUGAAUUUUUAGGCUUAAAGAUAAAUUUUACGCUUAAUAUUGAAUUUUUAGGCUUAAAAAUCAGUUGUAGGCUUAAAAGUUAACUUUUAGCUUAAAAUUGGGAUUUUAGGCCUAAAAACGUCAUUUUAGGUUUAAAAAGGACAUUUAGGCUUAAAAAUGUCUUUUUAGGCUAAAAAUUAUGCCGCAGGCUUAAAAGUGCAGUUUAGGCUUAAAAAUGACAUUUUAGGCUUAAAACUGACAUUUAUUAUAUUUUUUCGUUUAUUUACUUACAAAUUUUUGCAUAAAAGUGACCGUAUUUUACAAAAUUUGAAUUUCUUGAACUUUUAGAAAGGACAAGUUCAAUGGACAAAGGACGGGUUUGGCCUAGGGGCCGAUCGUGAAAUGAAAUCCUUCAAAAGAUAUCGAAUGGGAAUGGAGGGAAAUAACAACGAAUACCACCUUCAGAUUAAAAAUGUCACAUUGGAUGACGAUGCUGUUUACGAGUGUCAGCUACAAUGGGCCGACGAUGAAAAUCCGGCCGUCGUGUCGGCCAAAGCCCAUCUACAGGUUUUGGGUAAGGAUAUGAGGUUUUUGAGUUUAGUAAUGGUUUUUAGGUUUAUAAAGUUGCUUUAGACUUAAAGUAAAUUUUCAAUUGAGAAAACGAAUUUUAGGCUUAAAAAUGACGUUUAGGCUUAAAAAAUUAAUUUUAUGCUCAAAAAUGAAUUUUAGGCUUUAAAAUGCAUUUUAGGCUUAGAGAAUGCAUUUUAGAAUUAAAAAUGAAUUUUAGGCUUAAAUAUGAAUUUUAGACUUAAGAAAUGAAUUUUAGGCUUAUAAAUGAAAGUUAUGCUUAAAAAUGAAUUUUAGGCUUAGAAAAUGAAUUAUAGGUUUGAGUCUAAACUUUAGGCUUGAUGAGUAACUUUAGGCUCAAAAAUGAAUUUUAGGCAUGUAAAACGAAUUUUACGCUUAAAAAUGAACUUUAGGUAUAUUUCACUCAAAAUCACUUCUUUCAGCCUCCCCUCGCGGCCCCUUUCUCACAGUAACCAACCAGAACUCGGAGACAAUAGAAGCCAUCGAAGACAUUCCAAUCGAAGCCAAAUGCACGGUAAAUCAUGGAAAACCGGCUGCCAGAAUCGUGUGGGUUGUGGCAAUGGAUAAGGAUGCGAGAAGAAUCGCUGCCUACGUCAAUAACGCUGAAGAGGUACUGAAAGAGUACGGGAAUAUACCAGUACGGAAUCAGAAAACCUAUCAAAUGGUCGUCGAUGAAGAGGGAGGUGAUGAGGAGGAAGAUGAUGAUGGAUAUGUUGGAAUCACUUCUACUAUUAGGUAGAUUUGGGUGCCUUUUGGGGUAGGGGUUUGACCUGAAAAGGGCUUACUAGACUUGGCAUUGAGCUGGGCUGAACUGGGCAGGGCUGAAGCAAAUUUUAAAGCGGUUAGGUCGACAACUUGGGGGACCGGCUCGGUUCCUUUACUGCUCUAGUAGGGCCCUACAGGGGUUCAUUUCUAAAAAGUUUAUUCGGUUGGACAGAGGGUAAAAUACGGUGUAGGAAACGAUUAAAUAAUGGCAUUUUCAACGAUUUUAUGAUCAAUAAUUGCAGAUUUUUGAAAAAAAAAAUUAGGUGACAAAAUUUUUUUUUGCUUUUUGGCUUUUUUUUAUUAGAAAAAUGAAAUCUGUAGUAACAUUAGAUAAAGAAAGUAAUUUUGGGCGACUUUUUGGUCAAGAACUUUCAGAAAUUUUUUAAAAAAUUUUAGGUAACAAACUUUUUUUAUUUUUUUUGUCGUUAAAAUUGAAAAAUUUGUAAAAACAGAUAACCAUAAUGCUUUUCUAUGUUUUUAAAUCUGUUUUGUCAAAAUUUCACGUUUUUACAGUUUUUACUUUUUUCGUAAAAUACGUGAAUUUACGUCGGAAACGAAAAUGACCAAAAAUGUAACAAAUUACCAACUUUUUUUUAUUUUAUAGACUUUUUGACAAAAAAGAUUUAUAAACUGUAUAUAUUAUGAAAUUUACUAUAGUCUUAAGAAGCUUUCGUCAAAUUUUCAAACUUUUUCAACAACCACUGUUCCUAAAAUACGCUCAUUUCCAGGUUCAACCCCUCAAAAUUCGACGGAGGCAAACACCUAGUCUGCAUGGCCGUUCAUCCAACCUUUGGUGGCCGAGCUCACACAAAAUCCAGGCAAAUGAAUGUUCUCUACAAACCAAAGGUUACUGUAACAUUGGACGAAAAACAGUCGGAUCUGAGAGAGGGCGGCCGAGCCAUGUUCAAGUGUCAUGUCGAUGCCCAACCAGCUGAUACUCGAGUUUAUUGGGGCAAAUAUGGUGAUAGAAUCAAGGAGCUGAACCAGAACACGGCUGUCAUCGAGAACUUGAGCAUGGAAGAUCAUGCGAAUCGUGUGGUUUGCAAUGCGGAGAAUAAGAUCGGCCGAAGUCAGGGUAGCCUGAAUAUCAGCAUUCAUUGUAAGUUUUUUAUUGGUUUUUGAAUAUUUAGGUAUAAUAGAGGGUGAAUUAGGGUUGGAAGGACCAUUUUUGUUGAUUUCUAUGUAGUUUGAUACUGAAAAUGACAUUAAAUAUUAAAAAAUUAUCAAAAACAUCAAGAUUAUCAUGGAUAAUAUAGGUUUUUUGAUGAUUUUUUUAGGUUUUUAGAUUGUUUUAGGUAUUGACAAAGGUGUGGCAAUACUUUCAAGAUGUAGUGCUAACUAUUAUGAUACAAUCAUUUAGAAAAAUUAGGUAUAAACAUUAAAAAUUGUCUAAAAACACUAAAAUUACCAUGGAUAGCAUCAUUUUCUCUCAAUUUUUGCCAUUUUCUUAAAUUUCCAAACUUCAGAUGCCCCAAAAAUCAUGUCAACAUCACGAACUCAAGUCGUACCAAAAGGUGACAGUGUGUCAUUUCAAUGUGAGGCCAUCGGCAACCCACCACCGACCGUUUCCUGGUACCGUCGAGGUAUCCACACAACUCAAACCAGUGUACCUAUAGCUAGCGGUAAUACAUUGACAUUGGAGUCGGUGCAUGAAUGGCAUGUUGGAGAGUACGAAUGUAUGGCUAAAAGUCCUGGCUUCAAGCCGGCCACCUUGGUACACUAUUUGCAUCUGAAAGGACCACCGAUAGUAACAUUGGAGGAGCCGAUUCAAUCGGCGAAACGGAUUGAACUGAAGUGUAAAGUAAGUUUUGGGGGAAAAUUGAUGGUUGUGAAUGGUGUAGGAGAUUCUGAAGUACAUUUUGAUAAAGUUUGAGUUAAUGUGAGUUAGAAAUGGCAAAGUUAUAAUUGAUUUUUUGGAAAAAUUUAUGUUUUUCGGCUAGAGGGUUGCACAACUUGUUGCGGCAUUACCUAAUAUUGAUGAUAUAACUAUUAUUUUAUAAUAUAGCCUUAGAGAAAUCAUCAGAAAUGAUGUUGCGCAACAUUUUAUUAUGUAAUAUUGUUUACUUUUGUAAUAUUUGCCUCGAUGUAAAACGACCCAACAAAUUACUGCGAGUGCUGGGAUCUUGCUCUAUGUUAGUGCGGGGGAACAGCUUUUAUCUGCCGUAUCUUAGGAGAUAUUAUAAAAUUUUUAAUCGUAAAAUACGAAUAAAAUAUCACUCUUUCCAAUGCCAACUUUCCCCAUUCCAGGUCCGAGCCAAACCAUCCCCAGAAAAGGUGUUAUGGUACAUUGACGGCAAAGAACUCAACUACAAUAUCGCUCAAGACCGCCUCGGCCUAGACGAAGUUCAAACCGAAUAUGGCAUGGAAAGUAAACUCACGAUCAAAAGGGUAAACGCAAAAGACUACGGAUUCUAUAAUUGUACGGCGUGGAAUCAGUUUGGCAUGAGUUCGGCUCAAACUCAUGUUACACAUCAUACCAUAUGGGAGAAUAUAGGUAGGGUUUUUGCGGUUGUUAGACAUUUUUGGAGGAUUUUAGUGUGUUUUAGGGGGGUAAUUUUGGAUUUUUAUGGCAGUUUGAGCGUUUCGGAAGGUUUUUAUAAAAGAUGUCAUCAUGACAUAUUUUCCAAAAAAUGCGUCAUCUGAUGACAUUUGUUGAUAAAUAAUGCCAUGUUAGGCCCUGUCAGCUAACCUAAAAUCAUUUUUUCCCUAAAAAUAUGUUAUUUUGAUAUUUUAUCAAAAAAUGUCAUCAUGACAUGUUUUUCAAAAAAUAGGUCAUUUGGUGACAUUUUUAGUAAAUUAUACUACUUUAUGACUUUUUUAACUAUCGUAACAUAUGUAUUUAAGUUAUUUUUUAAAAUUUCGACUGUUCCAUAAAUAUGUCAUCAUGACAUGUUUUCUAAAAAAUGCGUCAUCGGGAUGCGUUUUUUAGUAAAUAAUGUUAUUUUCGGCAUAUUUAAGUAUAACACAAUGUAAUUUUACUUUCAUCUUUCAGGUAAAACCCUAUUAUCAUGGUUUGUCGCAGUACCAUGGUACGUUUGGAUCAUACUCAUGGCCACCAUCGUACUGUUACUGGCCAUUUGCCUCAUUUGGAGAUGUUGUUGUUGCUGUAGAAAGUGCAAAUCAUCCGAAAGCAUCAAGCCCACCAAGUUUAGUGGUAUGUCAUUUUUUUAAUGAUUAGGCUUAGCUUCUAAUCAUUAGGCUUAGUUUUUUACUUAAGUCUUGGCACAUUUUCGUACAUUUUAAGCUUAUUUCGAUCUAAUUUCAGACUGUUCCGAUGUCACGGUACGUUGCGAAGCCCUGGACGAGGAUGCUCAAGAGUACUUCACCAACAUCUUCCCCUCACCUCACUCAGGAUCCGAGAUUUUGCGAAAGGAUUACAUUUCAGUGCCACAAAGCAACCCCGACCUCGACUAUCUACCCCCGCCGGUAUACGGUAGCUACUACCAGUCAACAUACGACUACGCCGAUAAUGGACAGCCGAUUCGAAUAGAACCCAGUGCUUAUGGCAGCUAUAGUCAGAGUCCGGGUAAGGCAAUGUUUUUGGUUUGGGGGGAGGGGGUACUGUAGGGCGGAGUAGGGUAGAGUGGGGGUAAGGUAGGGUAAUUUGGGGUAGUGUGGUAAAGUCGAGUAGGAUAGGGUGGUGUAGGAUAUCGUAGGGUAGGGUAUGGCAGGGUAGUGCAAUGUCUUAUAGGAUAGGGUACCCGCGUGUACGGUACUUCAAGUUACGGUAUUGAAAAUUACAUUAGUAUACGGUAAGGUAGGCUACUGUAGUACCACGGAAUAAAAAUUUUUUCAUGUUUACAGCAUUUUUGUUACAUUUUAAUGAUAUCAACAAUUUCAGUGCUAGGAAACGACGUCUGUGUCGGCGUCUACCCUCACCGUAACAAUGUUACAGUACGCCAACUCAACGUAGCCCCAUUAGAUACGCUGCCCGAAAUCAUAACGCCUCAGGACGAUCUACAACGAGCUGCCUCUAGGCUUUCAACUCAUGUUUAG